Molecule: messenger RNA, 1017 nt
Organism: Topomyia yanbarensis
Lineage: Eukaryota; Metazoa; Arthropoda; Insecta; Diptera; Culicidae
Exons: 3
Coding region: 1-1017 (338 amino acids)
Source: RefSeq, a predicted model, not a curated record
AUGGCGGAAUCUAACCUCAAUCCGGAGCAGCAUCAGCCAGGAAACGGCUUGCCAGGCGGUCCACUACCGCCAGGAGUAAACCCACAACACCCGGGAAUGCAGCAAAAUCAUCAGCGGCAUUCGGCUCCAUUUUUCAACGGUCCACCAUCAGCGCAGCAAUCUUCAAGUACCAGUUCGUCUUCCGCCGAAGCAUCCUACCAUCUCUUUCAGCAGCUAAUGCAGCAGCAACAGGUAUUCAUGCAGCAGCAGCAACAACAGUUAAUGCAGCAGCAGCAAGAUUUCUUCCGGAGUGUCAUCUCAUCAAUCACAAACAAUAUCAAAGAGUUUCGCUACGAUCCGGAUGGAAACAUAACCUUCGCUGCAUGGUACGGCAGAUACGACGAUUUGUUCGAGCAAGAUGCUGCACGGCUGGACGAUGAAGCGAAAGUCCGCUUGCUCAUGCGAAAACUCGGAUCAUCUGAGCACGAAAGUUAUGUGAGUUACAUCCUACCGAAAUUGCCGAAGGACUACAAAUUUACUGAUACAGUUGAAAAACUAAAAAUCCUUUUCGGCGCUGCAGAGUCCGUCAUCAGUAAACGGUAUCGGUGUUUGCAGGUUACCAAACAACCGACCGACGAUUACGUCACAUAUGCUUGUCGAAUCAACAAGACCUGCGUUGAAUUUGAGCUAAGCAAACUUACCGAGGAGCAGAUCAAAUGUCUUAUGUUUGUUUGCGGUCUAAAGUCGGAAGGAGACAGCGAAAUACGAACGCGGCUACUGUCGAAAAUUGAGGAACGCGAUGACAUCACUCUCGAUCAUCUUUCGGAAGACUGUCAGCGAUUGUUGUGCCUAAAGCGGGACACGGCAAUGAUCGAGUCAUCAGCAUCACUGUCAUCGGUGAAUUUCAUCAAGCGAAAACAACAAUUUUCAAAGCAUCAACAGAAACCGCCAAUGGAGACAGCCGGACCCGACAAAAACAUUCCCUCAACGCCCUGCUGGUUCUGUGGAGGAAUAUUGUGGUAUUGUCGGACACCGUGA